Lates calcarifer (barramundi perch) is the source of this 792-nucleotide messenger RNA. RefSeq names its product ETS domain-containing transcription factor ERF. The coding region runs from base 1 to 792 and encodes 263 amino acids. The transcript has 5 exons. Gene Ontology annotation, molecular function: DNA-binding transcription factor activity, RNA polymerase II-specific; sequence-specific DNA binding. The record is from RefSeq and is a predicted model, not a curated record. Gene Ontology annotation, biological process: regulation of transcription by RNA polymerase II; cell differentiation. NCBI's taxonomy places the organism in Eukaryota, Metazoa, Chordata, Actinopteri, Centropomidae. Gene Ontology annotation, cellular component: nucleus.
AUGGCUGUGAGCGUCAUUUCCCAAGCAGUGCUGUUCCCUGACUGGGCCUACAAGCCGGCCUGGUCCCCUGGCUCCAGACAGGUUCAACUGUGGCACUUCCUGCUGGAGCUGCUGGGGCGGGGCGAGGGCGGGGCCAUCGGCUGGGGAGGGGAGUGGGGCGAGUUUGUCAUCCGGGACCCCGAGAGGUUGGCCAGGCUGUGGGGGGAGAGGAAGGGCAAACCUCACAUGAACUACGACAAGCUCAGCCGGGCGCUCAGAUACUACUACAACAAACGCAUCCUGCACAAGACCAAAGGGAAAAGAUUCACCUACAAGUUCAACUUCAGCAAACUCAUCCUGGUGAAUUAUCCAGGAUAUCCACUGCCGCCCAGCCACCAGCUGGUACAGAACGGUCCUCUUCCCUUCCCUCUGCUCCCCGCUGAGAGUGGCCUCCCUCUGUGUGGAGGAGCAGGGUCAGUGAUGGACAGAGCAGUGCAGCCUGUGCCUCACCCCUUCUUGCUCCCGUGCUGCCUCCCUAAGCCCAUCCCGACGCCCCGGGCUCUCCACGGCCCCUUCCCCUUCAUCUCUGCCCCUGCACGUCCGGGCGCCAGCCUGAGGGAGCUGAGGGAGUCGGGCCUCCCGUCUCUCGCCUCGGCCCUCCACGUCAGCUCUAACGGCUGGCCGCACAAGAGCCCCGCGGGGUGGGAUCUGAACCACAUCAGUCGAAGCCUGUUCGGCGGAGUGAAGCAGACUGAAAUUCAAGGAGAGGAGAGGAGAACGAGGAGUGAUGCACACAUGGGGGAAAGAGAGUGA